Vitis vinifera (wine grape) is the source of this 2693-nucleotide messenger RNA. RefSeq names its product pentatricopeptide repeat-containing protein At1g26460, mitochondrial. Bases 118 to 1968 code for a protein of 616 amino acids. The transcript is spliced from 7 exons. Lineage: Eukaryota; Viridiplantae; Streptophyta; Magnoliopsida; Vitales; Vitaceae. Gene Ontology annotation, molecular function: protein binding. The record is from RefSeq and is a predicted model, not a curated record.
GGGCCUUCAAAUGCAAUCCAUUCCCAUCCUAACCCUAGCUCGACUUCGUCACUACCAUUUUUCCUUCGCUUCUGUCAGUACUCUCGAUGAAACCUCUGAACUGAGCGGAGCUUAUCAAUGGCGUCCCAAAUGGCGAUCCUCUCCAGAGCCCGUAAAACCCUCCUCAAAACCCUAAACCACCACAAUAAUCCCUUUAAAGCUUCCAUUUCCACCUUCACAUUCCUCUCCCAGGAACCCCAACUGGCCGAGCCCAGCCUCCCCCCGCCAUCUCCCACUCCACUUCCUCCCAACCCCGCCUCAGGGAGCCCGCUCUACAACGAGAACUGGCGGAGCCCCAUCCCCCAGGCUCAGUCCAUCAUUCCUCUAGGAUUUCUGCACCAGUCCUCUUCGUCGCGGCUGCAGGCGCUGUCGCAGACGCUGGAUGUGCCGAGCCUGAUGAACGUGUUCGCCGACUGGAUGACGUCGCAGCGGUGGGCGGAUAUGAAUCAGCUGUUCGAGUUUUGGAUUAGGUCGCUUGAUAAGAAUGGGAAGCCGAAUAAGCCGGAUGUGAACUUGUAUAACCAUUACUUGAGGGCGAAGUUGAUGAUCGGCGCCUCGGCUGGGGAGCUGCUGGAUCUGGUGGCGCAGAUGGAGGACUACGCCAUCAUUCCUAAUACGGCGUCGUUUAAUUUAGUGUUGAAGGCAAUGUAUCAAGCCAGAGAGACCGAGGCCGCCGAGAAGUUGUUUCAGCGGAUGCUGCAGACAGGAAAGGAAUCUAUGCCUGAUGAUGAGUCAUAUGAAUUGGUUGUUGGUAUGCUGUUUUUGACAGACCAGAUUGAUGCUGCCUUGAGAUAUGUUGAUUUGACUUUGAAAUCUGGUUAUAUGUUGUCAAUGAGGGUUUUUGCUGAGUGUGUGAGAAGUUGUGUUAACAAAGGCAGGCUGGAUGCUUUGGUGUCUAUUAUAGAGAGGUGCAAGACAAUGGAUCAGAAUAAAGCUCUUUCUCCCUCCUGGAACAUGUGCAUCUUCAUUGCAGAUAUUGCGAUGCAAGAGGAUAAUAGCAAAUUAGCUUUUUAUGCCCUGGAAUUCAUGGCCAGAUGGAUUGCUCGGGGUGAGAAUGCAAGGGGCCCUGUUCUACUCUCUGUGGAUGAGGGGCUUGUUGUAUCAGCACUUGGAACUGCUGGUAGGACUUACAGUUCUACUCUUCUAGAUGCAUCAUGGGCGAUCCUACGACGAUCAUUGCGUCAAAAGAAGGCACCUCAACCAGAAUCUUAUCUUGCAAAAAUAUAUGCCGAUGCAGCAUUGGGGAAUUUGCAGAGAGCAUUCAGCACUCUGCAUGAGUUUGAAACCGCUUAUAGGAACUCCCCCAAAGAAGCAGAAGAGGACAUAUUCUCACCUUUUACAUCUUUACAUCCUUUGGUAAUGGCAAGCUCCAAGAAGGGUUUUGAAACUUUGGACACGGUUUAUUUUCAAUUGGAGAAUCUGAGCCGUGCAGACCCUCCUUACAAGUCUGUUGCUGCUCUGAAUUGUGUUAUUUUAGGUUGUGCGAAUAUAUGGGACCUUGACAGGGCCUACCAGACUUUUGAGGCAAUUGGUUCUUCUUUUGGAUUGACCCCUGAUAUACAUUCAUACAAUGCUUUGAUGUAUGCAUUUGGAAAGCUCAAGAAGACAUUUGAAGCUUCAAGGGUGUUUGAGCACUUAACCAGUCUGGGCAUAAAACCAAAUGCAAUGUCAUUUUCAUUGCUUGUGGAUGCUCAUCUCAUCAACCGAGAUCAAAAAGCUGCUCUCUCUGUGAUUGAAGAGAUGAUAAAUGCUGGAUUUGCACCAUCGAAAGAGAUACUUAAAAAGGUGAGAAGACGAUGCAUUAGGGAAAUGGACUACGAGAGUAAUGACCAGGUGGAGUCCCUGGCGAGAAAGUUUAAGAUCCGUAUGGGCACAGAAAAUCGCAGAGACAUGCUGUUCAACCUUGCGUACAACACCGAGUAUGCUUGAUAGGGCUGUGAGACGUGGGAGUAAAUCCACCAGUUCUAUGAUGCUUAAGUUGCCGCAGCAUUCUGCAACAGCAGAAGAGAGAACUUUGUGAGUCAAAUGCAAAAAAUGGAAGAAAGGUACCUUAGCUUUGGAAAGAGCAAAAUCUGAUGAUAAGCUCUAACCUGGUUUUCUUCCUCCAUAUUUGCCCUUAUGAGGGAGUAGAUGGCAACGCCAGUAAUGGCUAUUGCAGUACCGAUCGCAGUCUGCGUCGUGAUCUUAUUACCUGCCAGAUUUUUCAACCACAAAAGAAUUCAAUAUAAAAGAACCUGUUUGGUAAAUUUUGGAUUGAAAGCAAUGAGUUCAUACCAAAUACAAUGGUAGACAACACAAUGACGACCACUCGCUUCAACACACUUCCAACUGCAUGUGUGAGCGGCGAAACCCGUUCCAAGGUGCUGACAGCAAGCUGUAAUGGUAAAGCUCGAAUGUUAAAAGAACCAGAAGUCAUGGUGAAAAUGAGGUCCUGAUUUUCUGGAUAUGGUACACUAAGGUCUUCAUCUAUGAAUAGGAGUAGUAAAAUUUGAUACGAGCUGUCAACAUGAUUCAAAGUCUAUAUGUUUUUCAAAAGUUUGAGUUGAACAUAAUUGAGUUUGGAUCAAUUUCAUGUCUAUUUAUAUAACAUGAAUUUAACUUGAAUGGACCUAUUUAAUAAUAGUAUUGAUUAAUCUAAUUAUAAUUUUAAAUUA